UGGCACCUACAUUUUUCAUUUCUUACUUGUUCUCGGGUGUUGUUCCCUCUCUAAUUGCUCUUUUUUUCUCGGUUCUUCAUCCACCUCUUUUCAAUUAAGACUAGUAAACCAUGCUUAAUGGGAGGAGGCUAUGCUUACGCAAUUUGGUUGAAUCUGUAAGAGUUGGUUCUUCCUUAUUCAAGGUUCGACGUGGCUAUAACAGCGUAGCAGCAGCUCAGGCAGUAUCUUCUCAGUCAUUGGCUAGUGAUGCUGAAUGCGCUGCUGAUGUGGACUGGGAAAAUCUCGGAUUCAAUCCAAGGCCAACUGACUACAUGUACAUAAUGAAAUGUGCCAAAGAAGGGAAUUUCGAAGAGGGACAACUAAAUCCCUAUGGAAACAUUGAGUUAAGCCCUUAUGCAGGGGUACUGAAUUAUGGUCAGGGAUUGUUGGAAGGCAUAAAAGCAUAUAGGAAAGAAGAUGGGCGGCUUCUUCUGUUCCGUCCAGACCAGAAUGCGAUUCGGAUGAAGAUGGGUGCUGAAAGGAUGUGCAUGCCCUCUCCCUCCGUUGAUCAAUUCGUCCAUGCUGUGAAGCAAACUGUCCUGGCUAAUAAGCGUUGGGUUCCUCCGCCUGGAAAAGGGUCUCUUUACCUUAGGCCUCUGCUAAUGGGAAGCGGUCCUGUACUAGGUGUAGCUCCAGCUCAGGAAUUUACAUUCAUAGUAUUGGCUUCCCCUGUGAGUAACUAUUUCAAGGAUGGUUAUGCGCCAUUGAAUUUGUAUGUUGAGGAUGAGUUUGAUCGUGCAUCUCCUCGUGGGACUGGAAGUGUCAAAACGAUUUCCAAUUAUGCCACUGUGAUGAAAGCCCAAAGCAGAGCAAAGAACAGAGGAUUUUCAGAUGUCUUGUACCUGGACUCCCAGAAUAAGAGAUAUAUAGAGGAGGUAGCUGCUUGUAAUAUUUUCAUUGUAAAGGGCAAUAUGAUUGCAACGCCUGCCAUAAAUGGGACCAUACUAGCAGGAGUUACGCGAAGAUGCAUCAUUGAGAUUGCUCAGGACCAUGGUUACCACGUUGAGGAACGUAGCAUUCCAGUGGAUGAAUUGAUGGAUGCCGAUGAAGUAUUUUGCACUGGAACUGCUGUUGGUGUUGCUUCUGUAGGCAGCAUUACAUACCGCAACAAAAGAGUUGAAUUCAGAACAGGUGCUCAGGCGGUGUGCGCAGAACUCAACACAACCUUGGUUGGGAUUCAAAGGGGUAUCCUGGAGGAUAAGAAUGGCUGGAAUGUUGAUAUUGACUGAGCUCGUUAUCCCUACUUAAUCAGCCAAAACCAUUUUCCUGAGAGUUGUAUCGUGCAUACAAAUAAUCUUCCAAUCAUGUACCCCAAAAAAAAAAGUUAAUAAUAAUAAUAAUAAUAAUCCUCCAAUCAUUUUCUGGCAUUUUACUUUUUGGGUGUGCCUUAUCCAUCUUAUCUUCCACUGCCAUAGAGGAUGAACUGUCCUUGUACUUUUACCCCACAUUAAAAAAAAAAAAAAAAAAAAAAAUCUCUAAUUA
Molecule: messenger RNA, 1521 nt
Organism: Ziziphus jujuba (common jujube)
Lineage: Eukaryota; Viridiplantae; Streptophyta; Magnoliopsida; Rosales; Rhamnaceae
Product: branched-chain amino acid aminotransferase 1, mitochondrial
Exons: 10
Coding region: 111-1268 (385 amino acids)
Biological process (GO): branched-chain amino acid metabolic process
Molecular function (GO): branched-chain-amino-acid:2-oxoglutarate transaminase activity
Source: RefSeq, a predicted model, not a curated record